AUGGCGCCAAACGGUCGCGGAGCGGAGGGCGUGGGGCUGCGGGGAGCAGGGGGCGUGCGCUGGGCUCUGGGCGCGGUUCCGUGGGGGCCGCCAGGCCCAUUGCGAGCGUUCCGUGCGUGGCGAGCGUGGCCCCGUUUUUUUGGGCCCUCCCCGGCCUCGUUCGUGGCGCCGCCGGUCGCAUACGACAGCGGCGGGGUGUACGUGCGCGAGUCUGGCGUCUCCAUCUACGCCGCGAGCCCCCCCGUCGAUUUCCUGCGCAGCGUCUCUGCCGUGGCACUCGGCCCGAGUGUUUUUAGCCUCAUGCACGACUGGGCUUUCCGCCACGCGUUGAGCUCCUGGAUUUACAGUUCUAUACGCUGUCUGCUAGGCUUUUUGCUGCGUACUGAUGUUUUUCAGGCUUUCUAUCUGGCUAUUGAGGAGGAAGGGGGAAAUCCUGAUGAAAUUCCAGUGGUUUCAGAAAAUGUAAUGAAGAAAACUCCAAAACGAAGCAGCAAAGGACGUAGACCAGAUGAAGAGGGAGUAGAAGAUAAUGGCCUGGAAGAGGAUUCGGGAGAUGGUCAGGAGGAUAUUGAAGCAAGUUUGGAUAACUUGCAGGAUAUUGACAUGAUGGAUAUUAGUGUGUUAGAUGAAGCUGAAAUAGAUAAUGGCAAUGCAGUAGAUUGCGGAGAGGAUUACAGUGCUGAUAAUAUUCUUGACUCACUGUCUGAUAGUAAAGAAAAUGCUGAUGCAGAAGUGAAAGAACUUCCAGAUCAGCCUACAGAAUAUGCUGUAGGUAACUUGGAGGCAUCCCCACAAUUUUCAGAAAUUAAAGAAGAAUCAAGAGAAAUACCAGUAGCGAUGGUAGAGGUUGAAGAUUGCGGAAACAGUUUAGAUGCUUCUUCAUCUGAUUUAACCGUAAUGAAGGAACUUGAAGAGUUACCUUUGGAGCCAG
This is a messenger RNA of Tauraco erythrolophus (red-crested turaco), 931 nucleotides long. The record is from RefSeq and is a predicted model, not a curated record. Lineage: Eukaryota; Metazoa; Chordata; Aves; Musophagiformes; Musophagidae.